This is a messenger RNA of Prosopis cineraria, 2989 nucleotides long. Its product is annotated as phosphatidylinositol 4-phosphate 5-kinase 8-like. Gene Ontology annotation, molecular function: ATP binding; 1-phosphatidylinositol-4-phosphate 5-kinase activity. Gene Ontology annotation, biological process: phosphatidylinositol metabolic process. The record is from RefSeq and is a predicted model, not a curated record. NCBI's taxonomy places the organism in Eukaryota, Viridiplantae, Streptophyta, Magnoliopsida, Fabales, Fabaceae.
AAGGCAGAAGCAUUUCUGCGAAAAGGGCCCCGCAAAUGCGUUGCAUGGGCAAGCCAACCAACCUUGUUCCAGCUACAAUAAAACGCAAAGGAAAGGCUAAGCAAGAAGCGAUUGUUGAUUGCUCAUUCCAGAGAUAGCGAUAGAGAGAGAAAGAGAAAUAUAUGUAGAAGAGAGAGAGAGUGGGGUGGCAUGAGGUGUCGAUUCAAGCAUAGUAUCUGCAGGCCAGUUAGGCAAGGAAUCGUGAGCUUCUGUAUCAGAUAUUUCCAAAAAUAAGGGUUCACUUGCUGUGUGCUUGAAGCUUAAUUUUGGGGAAUCUUCUCAAUUAGAGUUUCGCUUUGGGAAGACGGGUGUUGAUCUCCAAUCAACCCAAGGAUUCAUGGCUCAUGCUCAGGUCAAUGGCAACUUAUCAUCAGCUAUUCUCAGUGCUCUAAAGAUAGGAUAUUUGGGACUGAGUCACUAAUUAUUGAUCUGCAGCACUCAUACAUGAAAAAAGCUGAAUGCAGCAACCAAGGAGGCUUGAUGAGAAGCCCUUGUCAAAUGGGGAGGUCUAUAUUGGUGAGAUUAAGGGAGUAUUGCCCCAUGGCAAGGGAAAAUACAUGUGGUUAGAUGGAACGGUAUAUGAGGGUGACUGGGAAGACGGAAAAAUGACAGGCAAGGGACUGAUUAUUUGGUCAUCAGGAGCAAAGUAUGAAGGUGAGUUCUCUGGGAAUUACCUCCAUGGUUAUGGCACCUUCACAAUGUCUUCUGGAUCUGUUUACAGAGGGGGCUGGAGGAUGAAUGCCGAGCAUGGGAUAGGACGGAAGGAGUAUUCCAAUUCGGAUAUUUAUGAAGGUUUAUGGAAGGAGGGAGUACAUGAAGGCAGUGGUAGGUAUUCUUGGAGUAAUGGAAAUACAUAUACUGGGAAUUGGAAAAGUGGUAAAAUAGAUGGUAGAGGGGUUAUGAAGUGGGCUAAUGGUGAUAUUUUUGACGGUUGUUGGUUAAAUGGGCUUAGACAUGGAUCAGGAGUUUAUAGAUUUGCAGAUGGAGGGCUUUAUAUCGGGACUUGGAGUAGGGGUCUAAAGGAUGGAAAAGGAAUAUUCUACCCUGCUGGCAGUAAACAUCCUUCUUUGAAGAAAUGGCGUAGCACUCUUAGCAAUGAUGAUAAUGGUUCAAAUUUGAAUUCAGAGGAACAUUGGGCUCCAAAGUCAAAGGUUAAGCGCAGCCUUUCAGAAAAGGUAUCAGUUAGUGGUAGCUUAAGAAAUUCACGUCAUAUAUCUCACAGGACUUCAUCACUGGAUUCUAGUUGGACCCAGCAUCGUCCUGCUCAAGAAUGCAUAUGUAAUGAUUCCUCGCAGAGAUGGUCCCUUGCCUCUGAUGAAGGUCACUCUGAGGACCCAGAUAAAAUUAGUUGGGUUUAUGAAAGGGAAUACAUGCAAGGAGUUCUGAUUAUGGAGAAAACUAGGAAAUACUCAGAAUUAUCACACAAAAACAAGUGGCAAAAUAAGUUUGGUGCACAACAAGUAAAGCCAAGUUCAUGUGUGGAUUUUGGAGGUUGUCGAAGUUACUAUCUGAAGCUUAACUUGCAACUUGGCAUCAGGUAUACCGUUGGCAAGAUUACACCAGUGCCUGCACGUGAAGUUCGUUCAUCUGAUUUUGGAGAUCGAGCAAGAAUAAGAAUGUACUUCCCCAGAGAGGGAUCACAGUUUACUCCUCCACAUAAAUCCAUAGACUUCUAUUGGAAGGAUUAUUGCCCCAUGGUCUUCAGGAAUUUGAGAGAGAUGUUCAAAUUAGAUGCUGCAGAGUACAUGAUGUCCAUUUGUGGUGACUCUGGUCUGAGAGACAUAACAUCUCCUGGAAAAAGUGGCAGCAUCUUCUAUCUUUCUCAAGAUGACAGAUUUGUGAUCAAAACUUUGACAAAAUCUGAACUGAAGGUUCUACUUCAGAUGCUUCCUAAAUAUUAUAGUCAUGUAGGAAAUUUUGAAAAUACUCUUAUCACAAAAUUUUUUGGGCUCCAUCGAAUAAUGCUAAGAGGUGGGAAAAAGGUGCGCUUCGUGGUAAUGGGGAAUAUGUUUUGCACAGAACUGCAUAUCCACCGUCGCUAUGAUUUGAAGGGGUCUUCUCAAGGAAGAUUUACCUGUAAAGACAAAAUCAAUGAAAAUACAACCUUGAAAGAUCUGGAUCUUAAAUAUGAAUUUCAUAUGGACAAGAAAUUGCGAGAAUCACUGCUUCAUCAAAUUAGAGUGGACUGCGGGUUCUUGGAGUCGCAACAAAUUAUUGAUUAUAGCCUUCUAUUGGGAUUGCAUUUUAGAGCUCCUGAGAAUCUAAAGGCCUUGGCAGAACAGCAGGAGAGUUUAACUUCGAGUGAUGAUGCACUCAAACAAGGGGAGCAGUUGAUUUUUCCUAAAGGUCUGUUAAUAGUUGCGCAUGAACCGAGUUUUGUCAACACGGCACCUGGACCUCACAUCAGAGGAAAUACUUUGAGGGCAUACUCUAUAGGUGACAAAGAAGCUGAUCUUCUACUGCCUGGUACUGCAAGGUUGCGGGUGCAGUUAGGCGUGAACAUGCCAGCGCAAGCAAACCGAAAGCUUCUGGAGGACAAGGUGGAGGCAUCAGAAGUGGAGCUUUUUGAGGUGUACGAUGUUGUGCUUUACAUGGGAAUAAUUGAUAUAUUGCAGGAGUACAACCUAAGAAAGAAACUUGAACAUGCCUAUAAAUCUUUGCAAUUCGACCCUGUGACAAUAUCUGUCGUUGAGCCUAAGUUGUAUGCCGAACGUUUCUUCAAUUUCUUGGAGACAAAAGUGUUCCCUGUGACUCCAUGAGUACAUAUUCUUUUCCUUCCUUCUGGUCUGUGUAAUUGUUUCAAGGGAAAAGUUUUGAAUGUAUAAUUAGUGUAAUUAAACUCUACAUAAUUUCCUCACUUCCUAUCGGUGAAUGCAUUUGUAUGUGCACAAUCUUGCUUGUUUCAGUUUGCAAGAGUUAUUAAUAUUCAAAAAUCAUGUUGUCUUGCUCA